UCUUCUAUUCUUUAUAGCUAUUUACUUGCGCGUUCGGUCUCCCUCUUUUCUCUCUCUCGGAGGCUGUACGGACGGCGAAUUGGAGCAGUUGACGAUGAAGAUUUUCGUGAAGACUUUGAAGGGCACUCACUUUGAAAUCGAAGUGAAGCCUGAAGACUCGGUUGCUGAUGUGAAGAAGAGUAUAGAAAGUGUUCAAGGUGCGGAUGUUUAUCCUGCCGCACAACAGAUGCUUAUCCAUCAAGGAAAGGUUCUUAAAGAUGGCACCACCUUGGAUGAAAACAAAGUUGCUGAAAAUAGUUUUGUUGUGAUCAUGUUAACAAAGAAUAAGAGCUCAUCUGGUGAGGCUUCUACCACAUCAACUGCUGCUGCAAGCAAGACCCCACAAACAAGUGCCCCGCCUCCUACAACCCCAGCAUCAACGGCACCUCAAGCUCCUGUAGUAACCUCGGAAUUGCCUGUGACUGUCAGUGCCCCUGCCCCAGCCCCAGCCCCAGCCCCUGCUACUAUCUCUUCUACCACUGCUGCCAGGUCUGAGGGUGAUGUUUAUGGCCAAGCAGCGUCUAAUCUGCUUGCUGGAAACAACUUAGAGGGAGCAAUUCAGCAAAUUCUGGAUAUGGGAGGAGGGACUUGGGAUAGGGAUAUUGUUGUUCGUGCACUUCGUGCUGCUUUCAACAACCCAGAGAGAGCUGUUGAAUAUUUAUAUUCGGGUAUCCCUGAGCAAGCUGAAGUUCCUCCAGUGGCCCGAGUCCCUGCAAGUGGGUCACCUGCAAAUGCUCCAGCCCAACCUCCGCAACCUGCACAACCAGCAGCUGUUCCUUCAAGUGGACCAAAUGCUAAUCCUUUAGAUCUCUUUCCCCAGGGCCUUCCCAACAUGGGCUCAGGUGCUGCUGCUGGUGCAAGUACCCUUGAUUUUUUGCGCAAUAGUCAGCAGUUUCAAGCCUUGCGAGCAGUGGUUCAGGCUAAUCCGCAAAUAUUGCAGCCUAUGCUUCAAGAGCUUGGGAAACAAAAUCCCAACCUUCUGAGGUUAAUUCAAGAGCAUCAGGCUGACUUCCUUCGCCUGAUUAAUGAACCUAUUGAAGGUGGAGAAGGGAAUGCACUGGGGCAGCUGACAGCAGGAAUGCCGCAGGCUAUCACAGUCACCCCUGAGGAGCGUGAAGCCAUAGAACGACUUGAAGCAAUGGGCUUCGAUCGAGCAACCGUAUUGGAGGUGUUUUUCGCCUGUAACAAGAAUGAGGAGCUGGCUGCCAAUUACCUUCUUGAUCACAUGCAUGAGUUCGAGGAUUGAUAUAACAAAAUAUCUGUGGUCUAUUUUCUUCUUGCUGCUACCCCCAACAUCCAUUCAACAAAAAAAAUAUAUAACAAGUCUUCUGUUUUCAGUGACUUCUUUCUUAAAUGCAUCUUCUUCACCUUCAACCCUUCAGUCUGGAGUUUAUAUGAUGUGUGCGUGUCUGGAGUGGACAAAGGAAUGUUUAGGUGUAUUUGCUUUCCGGAUAACCCUGGUUUCUCCCUUGUUAGGAUUCAUUAAGAUUUUAUUAUACAUAGUUGCUUGCCUGGGUA
Molecule: messenger RNA, 1557 nt
Organism: Corylus avellana
Lineage: Eukaryota; Viridiplantae; Streptophyta; Magnoliopsida; Fagales; Betulaceae
Source: RefSeq, a predicted model, not a curated record